CAAGAACAAUACAGCUUUCUUUCUCUGUGUCGGAGAGAGAGAGAAAGUUCAGGGUUUAGACCUAAUUCUCAAAUUGAACGAACUGAUUAGGGCUCUGCCAUUCACUUUUACCCAAACAAAAUUUUAAAUUCUCUGCAAGUUCUUCUCUGCUCUGCUCUGCUCUGCUCUGCUCAGCUCUGUUCAGCUCAGCUCGGGUGCGCAAAAGUAUUGAAUUGAUAAAGCCCUAAUUCGCAGCAAUGACUGAGUAUUGGGUUAGCCAGGGCAACAAAUGGUGCGACUUCUGCAAAAUCUUCAUAUCAAACAAUCCUUCCAGCAUUAGAAAUCAUGAGCUUGGUCAACGUCACAAGGAUAGUGUUUCCAAGAGGCUGGAUUCUAUGAGAAAAGAGGGUGCUGCCAAGGAGAAGGAAAAAAAGGAAGCAGCCCGUGCCCUUGAGCAAAUUGAAGCAAAAGCAAAGCGUAGCUAUCAGAAGGAUAUAGCAAAACUUCAAGAGGUUAGAGAUUCUCAUGCCCAAGCAUUGAAUGAUCAAGAUGAAGAAUGGGAGUAUGACAGCACUUCGGGCUAUUAUUACAACAAAAGUAAUGGUUUCUACAAUGACCCAAACUCAGGCUUUUACUAUUCUGAUGCAGUAGGGAAGUGGGUGACACAGGAAGAAGCAUAUGCCACACCUCAGUUUUCCUCAAAUUCUAAACAUAAAGGACCCACUUUGAAAAGGCCGUUGUCAGCUUCAGAGGCAGCACUAGUUACAGAAAAUAAAGAUGCUGCUAAAGUUCAAAGUGGACCAGCACCUGGGCCUGUUGUUUCAGCUUCUUUAAAUCCCAUGAGAUCCGUUAAAGGUGCUCCAUCAUCAGUUGCUAUUGGCAAGAGAAAGAGGCAAGAUGAGAAGCCAAAGGUUAUAUCCAAAGAAGAAGCAGCUGCCCUUAAAGCAAGGGAAGCGGCAAAGAAGAGAGUUGAAGAAAGGGAAAAACCGUUGCUUGGCCUCUACAGGCCUCUUUAAUUUUAAUUUGUCUCGGAACAAGGGGUAUGUUUUUAGCAUUUCUUUUCAGCCAUAUUUUUAUCUCAAUUUAUGUUCCAACGUAUAAGUUGAUGUGCUACUCCACACAGCAGAUAAAAAAACUAAAAUGAUUGCUUCCAUCAAUCUACAUAUUUCCUUCUCAUAAUUAACUCCAUAUGAUUGUGAGCAUGUUGUGUAGUGCACAAUCAUGUUGUGAGGAUUAUGGGUCUGAUAAUGCAAUGUCGGUCUCAAUUAUAUCAUU
Messenger RNA from Quercus lobata, 1254 nucleotides. RefSeq names its product C2H2 and C2HC zinc fingers superfamily protein. The transcript is spliced from 5 exons. The record is from RefSeq and is a predicted model, not a curated record. Gene Ontology annotation, biological process: mRNA splicing, via spliceosome. Bases 237 to 995 code for a protein of 252 amino acids. Gene Ontology annotation, molecular function: RNA binding; zinc ion binding. Lineage: Eukaryota; Viridiplantae; Streptophyta; Magnoliopsida; Fagales; Fagaceae. Gene Ontology annotation, cellular component: precatalytic spliceosome; nucleus.